CCAGACUCUUCUUCCUUCACCAUCAACGCCAGACUACCAACACGUCCUGACUACGUUGUUGAUCCCAUUUUAACCAGGUCGCGCUUCCUCGCGUCAUUUUUGCAUAAUUUUUCUCGUCCCUCCCUCUCCCUCAAUUCCUCUUCUCGACAACUUGUCGCAUCCACCAUGGCGCGCACCAAGGACGACGUUGUCGCGACAUCACCUCGCGUCGCCAAGUCUGCUGCCGGCAUCAGCAAAGAUACCGAAACCCCAGUGAAGCGCGGCCGUGGUAGACCUCGCAGCGCCGUUCCCAAGCCCGCCUACGUCCCCAGCGGUCGUCCCCGUGGCCGUCCCAAGGGAAGCACUAAGGCCUCGAGCGCGAAGAAGGCUGCUCUCGGAGAAGCAGUUGGCCUCACCAAGAAGGCCGCAUCAACGGAUGCCUCUGGCGCUAAGCGAGGACGUGGUCGACCUCGCAAGGCUGCCCAACCCGAAGCCGAAGGCGAAUCUACAACCCCCAAGUCUGGCAAGAAGCGUGGCCGGCCAAGCAAGAAUGCCACCGAGAGCCCGGCUGCCCAGGAUGUGGCUAAGGACGACAAUGAGGAGUCCGAGCCCGUGGAGGCUGCUGAGCCCUUGGAGGAUGCCAAAGCCGAUGAUGAAUCGGAUGGUGACAUUCCCACAGCUGGCCAAGAGGAGUCGGCCGACAAGGAGUUGCCGGAUGAUGACUUGUCCAAAUAG
Molecule: messenger RNA, 714 nt
Organism: Fusarium falciforme
Lineage: Eukaryota; Fungi; Ascomycota; Sordariomycetes; Hypocreales; Nectriaceae
Exons: 3
Coding region: 166-714 (182 amino acids)
Biological process (GO): regulation of DNA-templated transcription
Cellular component (GO): chromatin; nucleus
Molecular function (GO): transcription coregulator activity; DNA binding
Source: RefSeq, a predicted model, not a curated record